GAUGCUGUUGGUGCCACUACGGAGGAGGAGCGGCUGGUCAGAAUGCGGGACGUCAUCCAGCAGCUGCCCGCUCCUCACUACAGGACCCUGGCGUAUCUGAUGAGACACUUGGCCUGUCUGGCUGGGCACUGCUCCACCAUCAACAUGCAUGCGAAGAACUUAGCGAUUGUGUGGGCUCCAAACCUCUUAAGAUCACAGCAGAGCGAGUCUGCCUGCGCCAGCGGGAGAGCUGCCUGCACAGAACUGCAGACGCAGUCGUCUGUGGUGGAAUUCAUCAUCGACCACACAGACAUCCUCUUCUGCUCCACAUCUGGACCUGACAUCGCAGCUGGAGCAGGGCACAGUUCUCUCUCAGGGCCCAAGUCUGUGCAGGCAUCUUCUCCUGCCACAGAGCUGCUCAGCGUGGAGGAGGCGCAGGCACGGAGGCGAGGCCACAGCAGCUCUCCUGUCGUUGUGACAGAGAGCAGGGACAUGGAAGUGGAAGAAGGCCCCACAGCUGUACGGGGGAAAUUCCACACAGUCAUUGACUUUCCAUCUGAAAGUGCCAAAGCUUGCUGAAACUCUGUUAAACUGAUGGUGCCUGAAGUGUUGCAGUGAAUCUCCACUCCCUUUGCACUGUGCGACAGAACUCACAUUCAGUUGCCCACCGGGCUGCAUUUAGCCACACAAGGCUGGCAUUCCCUCCUUGCUGGGCAGGCAGUCACGAGCUGCAUAAAGCCACGCUGACAUCUGUCCUGGCCUGUGCUGGCUGUACCUGGAA
Molecule: messenger RNA, 760 nt
Organism: Lagopus leucura (white-tailed ptarmigan)
Lineage: Eukaryota; Metazoa; Chordata; Aves; Galliformes; Phasianidae
Product: rho GTPase-activating protein 32-like
Exons: 5
Coding region: 43-558 (171 amino acids)
Biological process (GO): small GTPase-mediated signal transduction
Cellular component (GO): cell cortex; Golgi apparatus; fibrillar center
Molecular function (GO): GTPase activator activity
Source: RefSeq, a predicted model, not a curated record